GCAAUGCGGCCACGCGCUGCAUUAGCGCAUGAAGCAGCUCCGCCAGUGCUGUGGGCCAGACAUGUGCACGGGCGCAGAGGUGAGAAAGGGGGCGUUGCUGUGGCAGUGGGCGCACGACGGUCAAAGCAGGGCUGCUGGGUGCAGGCGCGGUGAUGGCGAUGGUGGUCUCCAGGUAGGAGGCGCAUGCAGUGGGGAGUCAGGGGUGUUGAGGGGAGCGGUUGAUCUGAGCUUUCAUCUGUUGAGCAGCUGCGGAGCAGCUGCGACGCACACUCGGAUCAUCAAUUCCCACCUGGGUGGGGAUUGCGCGGACAACACACCGAGCGUCGGUGGAGGUGAUCGUAACAACUCGUCGCCGAGCGUUGGUGGAGGUGAUCGUAAUAACUCGUCGCCGAGCGUCAAUGGAGGAAUUGGUGCGCGUAAACGACUGAACUGGAUGCGCUUGUCGCCUGUGGCGCGAAGCGGACCCGGCGGUACUCGAGGGCGGCAGCCGGCGGAGGAUUUAAUUGGGGGAGUUCCGGACGUGCAACGCGACGACAGGCAGGUCUGGGCAGAAUGCAGGCAGGAGUUGCAUCGAGGUGAAACGGAGACGAUCACCAGAGGGGUGCAACGGCUGCACGUCGACGAAGUGGAAGACACGGCUGUUGAUGAGGGGCAGGGGUGUGACGACGUGGACGGCGAGGACGGCUGCAAGUCCGACGAUUUGCCAGACAUCAAGCCGCUUGGGAGGAGGGCGACGAGAGGCGGAUCCGGUGCUAAGAAGGGCCCCGCCACGAAACCGAGACGGACGAAGAACAUGGAUAACGAUGGCAAGGGCGGCCGGAAUUUCUGGUCGGUGGGAGACACGGUCACGCUCGUGAGGGCGAAAAGGGAUCAAGAUCUGUAUAUCGCCAGCCUGGGGACUAGUUUCGCCCACAUGAAAACAGCCGCGUGGAAGUGGGAGGACGUGCGGGUGAGGUUGCAGGAGAUGGGAGUGAUGAGGAAUGCCGUCGACUGCGGGAAGAAAUGGGACAACUGGAUGCAGCAAUUCAAGAAGGUGCACAAGUUUCAAAACCUCUCCGGCGGGAAGGACUACUUCAGGCUUGCUUCGAGUGACGAGGGAUGCCGUCGACUUCAGGCUUGCUUCGAAAUCGGAGGGCUUCAGCUUCGUCAUGGACCGGAGCGCGUGGGGGGAGGUGGGGGCACCAUGGGCGGCGAUGGUGGAGGGGAGACGACAGACGAGGAGCAGGGGUCGACGAAAGACUCGUCAUUCAGCGCAGGGAGCGGUGGCGGUUAUGGGAAGAGGAAGAACAUGCGGCAACAAACCUUUGAAGCCGUCGCCGACGUCAUGGAGAAGCAUGUGGGUCGGCGGCAUGUCCCCAAGUCGAAGAGACUCCGUUCAGAAGAGCCAUCACCAAGCGUGCCUGUCCUGCGAGGGCGGUAUUGGGCGGCAACGAACGAAGACGAAAAUGAUGACGUGUUCAUGACAGAGGAGGAAGCAGCAGAUGACACCGUGGCGGCACCCCGGGGCAGCACUCUUCAAGCGAAGAAUGAUCAGGUCGCGGCGAGGAGAUUGCUCACGCCCCCCCCGGAGGGGCAACAAGGUCGUGGGCAGAGGAACACGAAAGCUAAGGAGGUUGUCGUCGACGUCGGUGACGAGGACAACGAGCCAUUGGAAAGCCGCAGGCAGCGAAAUGCAAUGCAAUGUGCGACGGUGACGGGAGUAAGGAUAUGCGCCGCGCAGGAAGAAAGGCCACCUCAGGGCGCCAUGUCGUCCACGCCGUCACAGCCGCGACCGCGCAACACGGCUGUAGAUGAAGGGUUUACCGAAUGCGGGGGAGGUGAGGUGGCCCAGCAAGAAGCGCGCGUGGCGAGCGCUGGUGCAGGCGCGGGGUCCUCGGGCAAUGUCGGUGUCGUGGCGGGGGCGAGAAAGGAGGUUCCUGUUGUGGAGCGGGAGGUUGCGCGAGGCGAGAAUAAGGGCGAAAGAGGCGAUGACGACCCCCUUUUAAGCCGGGAGCGGAGGGGAGGGUUGGCGAGAGAUCUUGCCGACCGUGCCCGCCUAUGGGUCGACGACAAAGCGUUCUGGACAACGGGGGAGGGGCGCCGACUCUACGACAUCGUCCACCGAACGAGGGAGCACUUCGAGGCCAUCGCUAGCAGGGUGCAAGCGCCCGUCGUGUCCAGGAGCGUCGUCAUGCCGAAAUCUGCGACGAGCCUCACGAGGAUUGCUGAUCCCGCUCAACUACAGCAAGCGAUCAUCCGCGGGGGGGCUGCAGAGAACAUAGUUCUGCUCGUCUUGCAUGGACCUUGCGCGCGUUAUGUGGUAUGGCGAGGAGUGGAGCAACGUGGUGAGUGCGCGCACACGAUCGACCUCAAUAUGGACUUGCCACUGUGGUUUGCGGGGGUGAACAUCGACGACAGGCCGGAGGAUGACGACAUGGUUGCGUACCAGGAGUCGACUGUCUUGUGCGUCGCGAAUGCAUUUCGCACCGCCGUGCAAAUGGGUGCCAACGUCGACGACGGGUUCAUAUCACACGAUCGUCUGUCGAGGAUCGCGGAUUGCUUCAGGCUGUUGUUGGCUGCCUGCAUGUGGCUGAUGCGCAUGGCGGGAGACGAUCAUCGUAGCCACUACGAAGCCUUCUACUUCGCGCAGCUGGUCGCGAAGCCCACGCUGAUCGCGUCCAUGCAUCGCGCCUUCGAUUAUCGAAGAUCCGUCAUCCGAGCGACGAACGUCGUCACGGAGAGACUGGGGAAGGUGAACGCCACCUUUGGAGAGUACCCGAAGUUCAUCCCCGAUUGGGCUUCCUGCGGCAUCAAGUUCGGCCACGACGCGAGCAUCAUGGGGCCAGAGGACGCGAAGAAGAGGGAUUGGUUGGGUUCGGGCCCCUUGGAGGAGGACGGUGACGACAAUGGCGAAAACGACGCGUAGGGGGUGGAGGGAUGGUGUUGUGCUAGAUUGCCUUGGUUUGCUUGUCGCUUGUGAUGGCACGUGGACGGCGGGAAAGGUGGCGGCGCGUCGCGACACAGAUUGUUGUUGGUCUCUCCCUUYGCUCCGCAYRAGCACARCRUGUCUGUCRUGCGUGUAGACGCCCUCCGUUUUCGGCUGUCCACUCUGGCAGGGUGGUAGAUGCAACUUCGCUCGUCGGUGUCCUUGCUUGUUCAUUUAGUUUGGCAGUUCCCAGUG
Messenger RNA from Chara braunii, 3160 nucleotides. The record is from the annotation of a GenBank genome assembly. NCBI's taxonomy places the organism in Eukaryota, Viridiplantae, Streptophyta, Charophyceae, Charales, Characeae.